Messenger RNA from Dimorphilus gyrociliatus, 3186 nucleotides. NCBI's taxonomy places the organism in Eukaryota, Metazoa, Annelida, Polychaeta, Dinophilidae. The record is from the annotation of a GenBank genome assembly.
AUUUUUCAAGGUGAAGGCAGUCCCGUACAAUUAAGAAAAUAAUAGUUGUCGUGUAAAAAUAAUGGAAAAUUAGGGUUAAUUGAAGACAGCUUCCGUUUUAAUAUAAACUUAAAAGUAAUAUUAUGUCAACUGAAUUACUAUUGAUAGUUAUUCUAGCUGUUCCCGCAACUUUUUUCGCAAUACUAUUCUGCUGUCUAUUACUGUGGUAUGUUAAUCUUUAUUAUUGAACUGCGUCUGCGUGGAUUAUAAAAUAAUAAGUGAUUUAUUUUUUUCUUUUAUCAAUUUUCUGAACAGUUUCAAAUAUUGCGGUCAACCUGAUCAAGGUUAUAAAGAGGUCAGACAAAUCAAACAUAAUGUUUUAAUGGAAUAUAUCAUUUAAUAAAUCCUUAAACGGGACGUUAUCUAACAUUUCAUACUGUUUUUUAGUUAACUUAUCAAGACACCUCAAACAAAUAUCUAAACGAUGUUGGUAACUUUUACAAUUAAUUACUUAAAAAAAGUACGAUUUAUUGAACAUUAUACAUAAAUUUCCAAUUAAAUUAAGGUGUGUUCGGUAUGCUUAGAAGAAUUUGCUCCAGGGAUGAAAAUUGCAGUUUGUAAAUGCAGACAUUCCUUUCAUUCUUCAUGUCUACAAGAAUGGUUGAAACUAGAAAAUUCUUGUCCAUUGUGCAAGUGUCAAGUUUUAAAAAAGAGCGAAGUAACUCCCCUACUUAAUCUCAGUACGGUAUAAAGAUGAAAAAUGACUGCCAAAAACUUAAACUUGAUAAGUUUCUUUAUUACUUGACUGAAUUAAAAAGAAUUUUGAACAGUAAGAGAAUAUAACUUUAAAUGUUUAUACGGUAUAAUUGUAUAUAUAUACAAUACGUGAUUAUAUCUUUUAUUUGAUAGUCUUAAUUGUUGACAUAUCUUUACCGUCCAUUGAAAAAUUUUACAAGUGUUUUUAUGUAUCUAUAUAUAAUAUAUAUUUAUAUAUAUAAUUGUAUAUAAUUUUUUGUUAAUAACGAAAUCACUCUAAAUGAAAUAGCAUAUGUUACCUCUUACGUAAGCAGAGGCUUCGUCUAGACUGGGAUAAUUACGUACAAUUGAGCUAUAAUAAAAACUGAUAUAAAAAAUCGUAAUUUUUUGUAAAUGCUGGUCUUUUUAAGAACAUUCUGGAAAAGUCCCGUUUCUAGCUAAAUUCUAUCGACGCACAUGAUAAUAAAUGCAUUACGUUGCUUAAACGAUCAAGGACGUCGUGACCCAACCAAUAACUGUUAAGCUUCAAGUUUUUUUUAUCCAUCUAGUGGUAGGAGUGAAUGACCUUGGGGUAGGCACUACUUUUUUUCACAGUUUUGUACUUGACCUAUUGGAGUCUUAUGGAAUAUUAAUCGAAUUUUUACUUUUAGCCUUUCACAAAGAAAGUUUUUCUUAUAAAAAGGUUAAAAUCGAAAGUUCUGCAAAAUAAUUAGAUUUUUUAUGUUUGUGAUUCUACUUUCUCUCACUUUUCAACUCUCUUUUGACUGAUAAACAUAAUUAAUGCGCCCCUAAUCAAAUAACGUUUCCGUAAAAUAUGUUAUUUACUACUUGAGACAGAUUCUAAUAUCAAGAGAGCUUGGUCAAUUGUCCGAUGAAAAAAGGUUAUUAAUUUCAUUAGUCAAAAUUGCCUUUCUCUGACUUCCAUAUUAAGACAUGAUCCAUUUAUACAAAGAAUUAUUAUGCUAAUAGAUUCCUUUAUCUAUUUUCUCCUUUUCGGUUUAUUACAUUUUCCCAUUUUUAAAAUGGCUUAAAGAGACAGAGUGUCCGUUUUAGGAGGAAAAUCAGACUAUAAAUAUCGGUUUAGAAAGUAAAAUAAUUAAGAACUCAAUUCUUUUUUUUUAAAAGUAAAAAACAAAGGAAAUGCCAACAGAAGAGACAAUACAGUCUACUUUCUAAUUAAUUGAGUAGCAAGUUUUCUUGCGUUUGUAUAUUCAGUACAGAGUCGGUAAUAUCGACGAGAUCUUCGGCUAUAACUUGAUUAUUAGCCGUUGUUGGAGAAUCAUCUUCGCUAUCCAAACUACACAACAGUAGAUCAUCAUCAGACUUUGGAAUUUGGAACAAAUUCUAAAAGUAGUGGGCGAGUGGCGCAGUAAUACGUCGGCGAGUGAUCACGUGGUAUCGAGUCUCAGUUGCUAAAACAGUUGUGUCAGUUUGUGUAUUUUCUCUGUAUUGGACGGAUCUAAUUCUUAUCAUUUAACGGAUCGAAAGACUAUGUCAGUUAAGAACAGUGUAACUAAAUUGAUACCUAAGAAACUCAGAGACGCUUUUGUCUGUACGAGUCCUGAAAAAGAAAAAGUUCGAAGUGACCGAGCUAGAGAUAAAGAAAUGUUCGAAAGGACGUACGCCGUACACCAAGUUGUAGGCAACGGCGGUUUUGGAACUGUUUACGCGGGAACGAAACGACGAUGUGGAACUCCCGUUGCGGUAAAGCAGAUCGCAAAAAGUAAAGUCACCGAAUGGGGAACGGUUGACGGCAGAACCGUUCCAAUGGAAAUUGUUCUUCUAAAAGCAGUAGAAAACAUUGAACGCGUCGUAAAAAUGCUAGAUUGGUUUGAGAAGAGUGAUUCAUUCAUAGUUGUGAUGGAACGCCCUGAUCCAGUAAAAGACCUUUUCGACUAUAUAAGUGAAAAUGUUACUGCUUUGGAUGAAGAUAAAGCGAGGGAUUUCUUCCGCCAAAUUGUCAAAAUUAUAUCUCAAGUUCACAACGCUGGUGUUUGCCAUAGAGAUAUUAAAGAUGAAAACAUCUUAGUUGACUCAAAAGGAGACUUGCAUUUAAUAGAUUUUGGAAGUGGGGCGUUCCUUAAGGAUACUGUAUAUACCGACUUUGAAGGAACAAGAGUUUAUAGUCCACCAGAAUGGAUAGCUCAUCAUCGUUAUACAGCGGAAGCAGCAACAGUCUGGUCUUUGGGUAUCCUAUUAUUCGACAUGGUCUGCUAUGACAUUCCCUUUCACGAGGAUAGAGAAAUUUUAAAAGCAGAACCUCAAUUUAAACCAGGCCUUAGCGAAGACGUUAAGGAUUUAAUACGUCAAUGCCUGAGCCUUAAACCAUCAAAAAGGCCACGACUAGCAGAGCUUUUGGAACAUCGGUGGAUGAAAGAAGAAGGAAACAGCGAUUCCUCACUAGCCUCCUCAACCGAUUCAAACAAUUCCGAUACAAGAUCUUCUGCUUGA